AUGAGUAUUAUAGAUAUCGGUUCUAGGACCGAGGUUUGCGACAUACAUUCUUCCGAAAAUGAUUUUCGAAUGCCCUCUCAGGUAUUAGAUGAGAAGACUUGCAAAAAACUAAAAGUGCCUUUACAAGAGUCUCGACUACGUCCUACAGCUGUUCCUACACAAUUUCUUGAUCUGCCCUCUUAUUUAUCUGGUCCCCUUACAACAUAAUGUCCAGAGCAAAAGAGGAUGUUGAGAGAGUGUGCUGUAAUAGAUGAAGCCAUUACAGUCAGUUUUAAAGAACAUGAGGAAUAUGAAAAGACCAGAAGUUUCUCAUUUGAAGAACACAAAU
Gryllus bimaculatus (two-spotted cricket) is the source of this 328-nucleotide messenger RNA. The record is from the annotation of a GenBank genome assembly. NCBI's taxonomy places the organism in Eukaryota, Metazoa, Arthropoda, Insecta, Orthoptera, Gryllidae.